Talaromyces amestolkiae is the source of this 1962-nucleotide messenger RNA. RefSeq lists its product as uncharacterized. The record is from RefSeq and is a predicted model, not a curated record. Gene Ontology annotation, molecular function: FAD binding. The transcript has 5 exons. The coding region runs from base 1 to 1962 and encodes 653 amino acids. Lineage: Eukaryota; Fungi; Ascomycota; Eurotiomycetes; Eurotiales; Trichocomaceae.
AUGCCCCUUUUUACUGAACAUGCCUCCAGCUGGCGUGAUACUAGGACUCUCCCAUCCUUCGCCCCCCCACUCCCACGUCUGAGCCCUAAGUUUGCACCCCCUGACGAUGGGGUACAACGGUAUGAGGUGAUUAUUGUUGGGGCUGGACCAGCAGGUCUAAUGCUUCACCUGCUCUUAGCUAGAUACGGCCUGACAGACCAGUCUUUAUUAUGCAUUGACCCGAAACCGAAUACACUGAAAGCCGGCCAGGCCGACGGGAUACAGCCACGCACACUGGAGGUCUUUAAGACUUUGGGCAUAUCGGACGAAAUUGAGAACGAGGCUUGCCAGAUGUGGGAGUUCGCCUUCUGGAACGCCUCUGAUAACCCGGCUAAGGUGAUUGAAAGGCGGUCUUGCGUGCCCGAGGUGAUUCCACCUGCAAGGUUCAAAUACGAGGCAACCAUCCACCAGGGACGUGUGGAGCGAAUCAUGGAGACCGAUCUCCUCCGGUACUCGCAGCGCGGGGUCAUGAGGAAGACUAAGUUGAUUGAAAUGCGGAUUGACGAGUCCGCAGAUCCAGAGUUCCCUGUUCUUGCCGAUAUCGAAGUUGAUGGGGUGUUGCAAAGCGUCCGUACGAAACAUCUUGUUGGCGCAGACGGCGCACAUUCGGUGGUCCGCAAAGGUGUUGGCCUCGAGUUAGAAGGCCAGUCGCUUGAUUAUAUCUGGGGAGUCGUUGAUGUGGUCCUUGAUACGAAUUUUCCCGAUAUCCGCAGACGCUGCGCUAUUCAUUCGCCUGAAGGGUCUGUCAUGGUUAUCCCUCGUGAGAGGAUCGCUUCCGGCGAGUAUAUCACUCGACUCUAUGUGAACAUUUCAGAAAUUUUCGAGCCUGCAAGUCGCCAAGCAGAGGCGGAUCUUAAGAAGGCAGCGAAAGGAAGACGAAGUAGAGUCACAUUAGAAGGAAUCCUGAGCCAGGCUAAAAAAGUGUUUAAGCCCUACUACAUCCGGCCCAAGAGCGAUGAUAGUGUCGAUUGGUGGGCCGCGUACCAGGUUGGUCAGCGAGUGUGCCCUGAAUUUAUCGUCAAAGACUCCAACGGCCUUCCUCGCGUUUUUAUCGUGGGUGACGCUUGCCAUACGCAUAGUCCAAAGGCCGGCCAAGGAAUGAACGUGUCCAUGAUGGACUCAUACAACCUCGCUUGGAAGCUAGCUUAUCAGAUCAAUGGAUUAACUCCUCGCCAGGGAGAUGCAAGGGACCCUAGCCCGCUGCUGGACACAUAUCACAUAGAACGCCAUACAAACGCGCAACAAUUGAUCGAUUUUGACCGAAAGUUCUCGAGCGGUUUCUCGGAUAAGGUGGGCACAGCCGAGUCUCAUUCCGGCAUUUCCCACACCGAGUUCGUCGACAUAUUUAGGACCGGAUGCGGCUUCACCAGCGGCUGCGGCGUGGAGUAUGAUGAGAAUAUACUGGUGGACAGGUCAUCUGGUGGUCUCAUUAACGGUGAAGACUUUCUAUCGGGAAUUUUGCGAUCUGGGCGACGCCUGCUAAAUGUCAAGCUAAAGCGCUUUGCGGACGGGUGGCAUCGUGAUAUUCAAGACGAUCUUGCGUCGACUGGCAGAUUCCGUUUACUGUCACUCCUUAGCAAUGACCUACUUGACAUAAAUGGGGUCUCCGCAGCAUCGGUAAACUCGACAGCAAGUCUGGUGCGGCAAUACCCUACGUCUCUUCUUGAACAGAUUACAGUCUAUCCUAAUUUGCCAGGCGAACUAGCCUGGGAAACUAUCCCUCCGUGUGUGAAGGAACAGAGUGAGAUGACCUUUUACAGUGGCUACGAGCUUGACGAUGUGUACCGCAUUUAUGGAGUUGAUCCGGCAUGCGGUGCACUGGUGGUCGUGCGUCCGGAUGGUUAUGUAGGUCUGGUUGCAGGACUCAGUGACGUUACCCAUAUCGAUACAUAUCUGAGUCAUAUUAUUACUCGAGGUGCAUAG